GCCCUCAAGGGCUUCCGGUGCUCCCGGAAGGGUUCGGGGUGUGCGGCGGAGGGAGCGCAGCCGGUGGCGGAGGCUCGGGCCGGCCGGGGGCUAUGGGGAGCUGAUUGGUUUGCGUCCCCACCAUCCCAAGAAGAAGCAGGACCUAGAUAAACUUUAUGAUCUAAAAGCUAAAGCCCAACAGAUUAUGAACCAGUUUGGUCCUUCGACCUUGAUCAACCUCUCCAACUUCUCCUCGAUAAAGCCAGAACCAGCCAGCACCCCCCCUCAGAGCUCCAUGGCCAACAGCACCACCGUGGCGAAGAUGCCUGGAACACCCAGCGGAGGAGGACGCCUCAGCCCUGAAAGCAACCAGGUUUUAACCAAGAAGAAAUUGCAGGACCUGGUGCGUGAGGUGGAUCCCAACGAGCAGCUGGAUGAGGACGUGGAGGAAAUGCUGCUGCAAAUCGCUGAUGAUUUCAUCGAGAGCGUGGUGACAGCGGCCUGUCAGCUCGCACGGCACCGCAAGUCCAACACCCUGGAAGUGAAGGAUGUCCAGUUGCAUCUUGAGCGUCAGUGGAACAUGUGGAUCCCAGGCUUUGGUUCUGAAGAGAUCAGGCCCUACAAGAAAGCCUGCACUACAGAAGCUCACAAACAGAGAAUGGCGCUGAUCCGCAAAACUACCAAGAAAUAACCCUGGGCUGAGCCGGGAGGGAGAAGCCGUGUGUGUUUGGGAUCUGCCUCCGCUGGAGCCCCCCCAGCACCACCCCUGGGGUCGGGGGUUUAAUGCUCUACAGAGAAGCAUCGAGUUUUCCUUCAUGGUGCAGCAAUACCUUGACUUGCUGAGGAGAUUCUGCCAAACCCAUUCUCCAGCCCCUUCCUCCCGCGACGGGUCUCAAAAACAAAGACUCUUUGUGACUUGAAAGGGGGUUUAUCCUAUCAGUGAUUAUCCAGGGGACAGAGCGUUUGAUCUUGUGUGGGACAGUAUUAGAAGCAUCUGUAGAGGUUUUCGUUCCCUCCCUCCUGCCCCAGUACUUUGUAAUGUCAGUGUUUCUAUAAAGACUUGCCUUUGUUUUACAGGAAUAAAGAAGUUAUUAAUCUAAA
Strigops habroptila (Kakapo) is the source of this 1080-nucleotide messenger RNA. It is a transcript of the gene TAF12, whose product is annotated as TATA-box binding protein associated factor 12. Bases 185 to 670 code for a protein of 161 amino acids. Gene Ontology annotation, biological process: DNA-templated transcription initiation; RNA polymerase II preinitiation complex assembly. The transcript is spliced from 6 exons. Lineage: Eukaryota; Metazoa; Chordata; Aves; Psittaciformes; Psittacidae. Gene Ontology annotation, cellular component: SAGA complex; transcription factor TFIID complex; SLIK (SAGA-like) complex. The record is from RefSeq and is a predicted model, not a curated record. Gene Ontology annotation, molecular function: TBP-class protein binding; DNA binding; protein heterodimerization activity.